Molecule: messenger RNA, 1317 nt
Organism: Ipomoea nil (Japanese morning glory)
Lineage: Eukaryota; Viridiplantae; Streptophyta; Magnoliopsida; Solanales; Convolvulaceae
Product: auxin efflux carrier component 5-like
Exons: 6
Coding region: 96-1187 (363 amino acids)
Biological process (GO): auxin export across the plasma membrane; auxin polar transport
Cellular component (GO): endoplasmic reticulum; plasma membrane
Molecular function (GO): auxin efflux transmembrane transporter activity
Source: RefSeq, a predicted model, not a curated record
CAAUCUUCCCAACAGUUCAAUCUCUGUAUACAGCAUCUCCAUAUAUAUAUUUAUUGAAAUAUUAUUCAUAUCAUAUAAAUAUAUAGUUUGAGAAGAUGAUUGGCUGGGAAGAUAUUUACAAGGUGGUGAACGCCGUGGUGCCACUGUACGUAGCACUAAUUUUGGGGUACGCCUCCGUGAAAUGGUGGCGCAUCUUCACGGCAGAGCAGUGCAACGCCGUGAACCGCUUCGUCUGCUACUUCACUUUCCCACUCUUCACCUUCGAGUUCACCGCUCAUGUCAAUCCCUUCAAGAUGAACUACCGGUUCGUCGCCGCCGACAUCAUAGCCAAACUCAUCAUCGUCGCCGUUUUGGCGUUUUGGGCUAGAUACACCGCUAAAGGGAAGUAUGGGUGGUCAAUUACAAGCUUUUCAUUGUCGACUCUCACGAACGCUCUGGUGGUCGGCGUGCCGUUCGUGAAGGCCAUGUACGGAGAGGCAGCCGUGGAGCUGGUUGUCCAGGCGUCGGUGGUGCAGGCGAUCCUCUGGCUGACGGCGCUGCUGUUUGUGCUGGAGAUAAGGCGAACCAGGAAUGAUUUUUACUCCAACGACGACGGCGGCGGCAGGGUGAUUCCGGCGGAGAGUGACGGGAAUGAUUUGGAGGGAAAUACCAAGGUUGUGGAGAACGCAAAAAAUAUUACUAAUAAUAGUAAUUCCACUUGCCGGUUGAUGAGGGCUGUGUCGUUAAAGCUUGUCAUGAACCCUAACUUAUAUGGAUGUGUUAUUGGGAUCGCUUGGGCAUUUAUUUCCAACAAGUGGCACAUUGAGAUGCCGAGUAUGGUGGAAGGAUCAAUAUUGAUAUUGUCAAAAGCUGGCACAGGCACAGCUAUGUUUAGCAUGGGAUUAUUCAUGGCCUUGCAAGAGAAAUUGAUUUCAUGUGGAGCGAGUCUGACCAUCUUAGGGAUGGUUUUGAAGUUCAUAGCUGGGCCAGCCGCCAUGGCCAUUGCUUGCAUUGCUAUGGGUUUGCAUGGAGAUGUCCUCAGAGUUGCCAUUAUCCAGGCAGCUGUGCCACAAUCAAUCACUUCUUUCAUAUUUGCCAAAGAGUAUGGUUUGCAUCCAGAAGUCCUUAGCACUGCGGUUAUAUUCGGCAUGCUUGUGUCACUUCCAAUAUUAGUUGGGUACUAUGUAUUCUUGGCGUAUCUGCAUUGAUCAUAAUUGGUCCUCUCACAUACCCCCUUAGCUUAAUUUGUUAAGGCGAUUAAUUAAGCUGUGGGGAACUCAAUUUUUGCGACACGUUGUACUAAGUUCGUACUUCAUCAAUAAUGGUCCUGUUUCGUAA